CUUCUACCACCAGCUAUUAACAUCAGCACCACCACCACCACCAACUCGUCCUUCGCCCUCAAUUCGCUCGUUCCGUCACGUCCACCACCCUUUCGACAACCCCGUCAAACGACCUGCAUAGACUUCGCCUUCCAUCGCUUUUCUCUUUUCCAUCGUUUCACUCUCGUUACAACCAUCCGCCGCCCUCGAAUCAAUCAGUAAGCUGGGUCUUAGUUGACUCAAUCAUCCCGACGCUCAUUCCAGUCUAAUUUCACACGUGCUUUCUGGAGCCCCCUCCACAACAAUAGCCUCGACUGUCGGCCGUCAUCGAGCAUUUUGCUGUCUAGAACCUGUCACCUGGUUCCAUUCCACCAACAUCUUACGUCUGCCAGUGCGCAUGGUGCUUUCUCCUGCAAAACACUUCCCAUCUUCUCCCCAACUCCUGCUGCCAACCAUUGCCCGAGACCAGCAGAACGUUUUGCCAUUAGAACCAUCGCGAAUUCGUAUUAACCACUAUCUGGACCGUUGUUGAUGUCUUCAAUCCAGCCUUAUCAUCCUCCCACCCUACAUAACCUCGUCCCUUAACGGCGCUCCUCUCGCGUUGGAUCCAUCCUUCCUUUCCGUGGGUUCAGCAUGGGAUUUUGGCCGUUCGGUGGACGCAAGAACGCCCGCGCCAGCCAGCCACAUCUUCAACGACCGCAUACAUUCGGCGAAAAAGAGGAAAAGGACCUGAAAGCGAGGCCAGGCUCGGACAGGGCCGAAGAGAUGGGAAAUAUGGCUCGCAAUCAGACCCAUCGAGGCCCAGAUGACAAACCUCGAAGGCUGUCGAAGCAGAGACUUCCUAAGAAUGUCUCCCGGGUCCAGACUGCUCCGGUGAGUGGUCCUGGUUCGGAGACGUGGAAUGGGCGAAGGAGCUCCGCCGUCGAACCGAGUGCACUUCAUGGACAAAAGGUGUACGCUCAGGAUCCUACUUCUCAGAUGAGCAUUGGGCCAGAGGACUUCACAGCCUUGCCACAGGCUCCGACGCUGUUGGCCAGACGUGGCACAUACGAUCCAACCUUAACGCGACGGAAAUCGAGCAAGAGGAAAGCGGAGGACUAUGCUCGGGAGCGAGAGAUUCGUGCCAUGAGCUCGCCAGACUAUAGACUGAAGCGGCCAGCAUCUUACUCCGGCUCCGGACCAUUACGUCGCGAUACACAGAACGUCCCUGGGGAUCUCAACAGGCGGCUGCAAAGACCCAAUUCAAAGGUGUCAUUACCGUUACCUGAAGUGAUUCAAGAUGCCGAAGAUUUCGAAAAUCAGGGGUCGUUCAAGGUGGGGAUUUUGGCCGCAUUGGCACCUCGGCCUACUCUCACUUAUGUCAGUCAUCCUCGUUCAUCGACCGGGAAGCAACCCGCGAGGAUAAGACCGUCAGUUCAGGAAGCCAUCGAGGAGGAGGCCCCUGCGUCCAGAAAGCGCAUAGAUGAAUUGGCAGAUGAUCUGGAUGCUGGUGCUCUGAGAGAGCUAAUGGAUCGAGAUCGGAGACGACACGAGCGGAAGAAAGCCGCCGACCGGGAACGUUUACAGCGGAAGCUACAACGUAAAGCCGAUCGACAGCGAGAAGAGGAACUGAGAGGCUAUCCUGUCGCAGCAUCACCUACGGGACCUGCAGACUUGGGGACUGAAGCCGAGGAGCAGAGAGGUAGGAGGCUUCGCAAUGCGAGUGCCGGUAGUUCAGAGUUUGCCGCAACUGCUGCACCACCUAUUGGCCGAGAACGAGCAGCCGAUCCUUUCAAAGACCCUUCGCCUGGGCAUAAGUUUGACACUUCUCAAACAAGGCCUGCAAACCGCAUUAGAAACCCAUUCGAAGGUGAAAAGGAUGUCGACAUCAUGCAAGACCCUUUUGAUCAUGAGGAAGACGAAGGUUCGGUCGUGCCAGUCAGGUCGCCUCUCCGAACCAUAUCACCAUUAAACGCCAAGAUCAACCAGCAACCCCUACAAGCCACCACGAUCUCGCCGCCUACCUCGCCUGUUCAUCGACCCUCCGAUCUCCAGAAUUUAUCCCAGACAUCUGUACUCGCACGCGAGACUGCUCCCGACGUUGCGGACCACGGAUCUGCUGGUCGGCGCGCUUCGGAUCAGAGCAGUCAACAACAACAGCUAAGCUCGUGGACAAGCUUUUUCAGACGUGGAACGAGACGAAAGCCGAGCGCGGCAGACCGUGGCAGAAGUACACCUUCAGAGUUCUCUAAUACCUCUCGCGAGUCUUUUGCCCGCAAGCAGCAGCCUCCUCCAGUUGUUGUUCCACGUACGUUUCGAAAAUCGGACUCCUCAGGAGUACCUCAACGAACAAUGUCCAAAUUUCGAGAAGACCUCCCGGAGUUUCCUAUCUCACCACCAGACUCUCGUGUGCAGUCUCCUGAGGCUAUGAGUACGGCUCAAGCGAUUGCUGGACAACAUACUGUCCGCCCAUCCCAUUCUGGCACGCUUGAUGGCAUGAGUCUGGCCACAACCUCCAGCAAUCCCGCAUUGGAAGGCCAACAGCUACGGAGUGCGGAGAGCGAAGCAAGUGCUGCGCCAGUUUCCGGGCAUAUGUUGUCUCAGUCUCUUGCCUCAGUCGACUCGGAAGGCUCAUGGCUCUCUGGUAAACCUGCCAAGAGGAUGUCGGGUGGUUUGAGCCAUCCGCUCCGUCAAAGCGUAUCCUCGAUACCUCCAAAUGCUGUCCCGGGUAGUUUCGAGACCGAAGAAGAAGAAGAACUCGCGCAGGACGAAUAUUUCACCAGACUGAAUCCAGAACCUGGCGCACGCCGUGAUUCCGUAGGAUCAGCAGGACGUAGGGCGAGCAGCAACGUCAUCGACUUGGAGCGAGAACGACAGCACAGUCCUAUUCCAGAUGUGCCACCCGUUCCCACUAUUCAAGGAGGUGACGAGACUUGGCACGCCGGCCUUGGACGCCAGGCUACUGUGGUGCGUCAAGCUACGAGAGCCAAAUCCAGCGAAGGUCUUUUGAAGGAAUACGGGGCAGAGUCGUCCGAUGGAUCUCGACGGUCUAGCUCAGACGGGGACGAUGAAGCCAGUGACGGCGAAUUGCUCGAGACAGUGACGCCAGGCACGGAACUCGCAGGGGUUCCAAUUCUACGAGCACGGAGCGUGGAGUACAAAGGCGGCCAUGCUCGGCAUAUCAGUGCCGGGAGUGCCAAAUUACUGGAUAUACGAAGAACGUCGUCUGUGUCACAAGCAAGUACGGCUCAACGCAGUCCGGGAUUGCCUCAGAAGAAGACGAUGAUUCAACAUCGAUCACAAUCACCUCCCAGGCAGCCCUAGACCCGGGUUGCGAAUACAAUUUUCCUAUGUUCACACCUUUCUUUUCCAUACCAGUCGGCCCAAGAUACGCAUUGCACACGAGACUUGUGUAUGCCGGACGAUUUUGAUGAUAUAAAAAGAUACCCCCUUAUGUCGCUCAUUUGACCAUGGAAGAUGACACAAUGGAGAAGGAUAGCUUGGAUGAUUUGGAGCCUUUAGCGUUGAACGAUUUAAUGUACAGUCAAGGCAAUUGAUUUGCCAUGGCGGGCUUGAUGUGAAGCGGAAGUGUAUGCAAAUACAAAAAGUCGGGAUCAAGAAUGGUAAUCACGUUCCGCCGAGGAAGAAAUUGGAAUCCAAAAGACACAAUAUGUACCACAAGAGAAAUGGAAGAAGAUGGACACAUUUAUUAGAUACCUGAUAACUCUGGGUAAUCUGGACAAUCUGUUCAUGGCUUCAUUUGAUG
Molecule: messenger RNA, 3724 nt
Organism: Exophiala oligosperma
Lineage: Eukaryota; Fungi; Ascomycota; Eurotiomycetes; Chaetothyriales; Herpotrichiellaceae
Exons: 1
Coding region: 613-3282 (889 amino acids)
Source: RefSeq, a predicted model, not a curated record